Molecule: messenger RNA, 3174 nt
Organism: Penicillium diatomitis
Lineage: Eukaryota; Fungi; Ascomycota; Eurotiomycetes; Eurotiales; Aspergillaceae
Gene: hir1
Product: putative histone transcription regulator Hir1
Exons: 4
Coding region: 1-3174 (1057 amino acids)
Biological process (GO): regulation of DNA-templated transcription; DNA-templated transcription; chromatin remodeling
Cellular component (GO): nucleus; HIR complex
Molecular function (GO): nucleosome binding; protein binding
Source: RefSeq, a predicted model, not a curated record
AUGAUCUCCAUAGGUGAACGGAAGGAUUUCGAGGUUUACAGUUGCGAUGUCUCGCCCGACGGGAAGCGACUCGUGACCGCUGCUGGAGAUGGAUACGUUCGCAUCUGGUCUAUCGAGGCCAUUCACAACACCGACAACCCAGAAUUUGCGAGUAAACCCAAGCAGCUCGCGUCCAUGAGCAACCACUCAGGUACCAUUCAUACGGUUCGAUUCUCGCCAAACGGAAAAUACUUGGCGUCAGGCGCGGACGAUAAGAUUGUUUGCGUCUACACGCUUGAUUCGAAUCCCCCAACACACUCCACCUUUGGCUCGGAUGAGGCACCCCCGGUCGAAAAUUGGCGAACGAUUCGCCGCUUAAUUGGUCACGAUAAUGAUGUGCAAGAUUUGGGAUGGUCGCAUGAUUCUUCAAUUCUUGUGUCGGUUGGACUUGACUCUAAAAUUGUUGUAUGGUCGGGGCAUACGUUUGAAAAACUGAAGACGAUAGUGGUGCACCAAAGCCAUGUCAAGGGCAUCACAUUUGAUCCAGCCAACAAAUAUUUUGCCACAGCGAGCGAUGAUCGGACUGUGCGCGUUUUCCGAUUCACCUCACCUACCCCCAACUCUACCUCCCAUGACCAAAUGAACAAUUUCAUGUUAGAACACACAAUUACAGCGCCCUUCGCCAACUCUCCCUUGACAGCCUACUUCCGCCGGUGUUCGUGGUCCCCGGAUGGGAUGCACAUCGCCGCUGCAAACGCCGUGAAUGGACCGGUGAGCUCAGUUGCCAUCAUUAACCGUGGAUCGUGGGAUGGAGACAUCAACCUCAUUGGACACGAGGCGCCUGUAGAGGUGUGCUCGUUCUCCCCUCGUCUUUACUCAAGAGAACCCAUCAAGAAAAACCAAACCGAUAACCACGCUCCCCAACAUCAUAUCACAGUCAUUGCGUGCGCCGGUGCAGAUAAGUCUCUGAGUGUCUGGAUUACGAGCAAUGCCCGCCCAAUUGUUGUCGCGCAGGAAAUGGCGGCCAAGUCGAUCUCAGAUCUCGCGUGGAGCCCUGAUGGCAAGUGUCUGUACGCAACUGCUCUCGAUGGGACGAUCCUGGCACUGCGCUUCGAGGACGGAGAGCUGGGCUGGGCCACUGAAAUGGAAGAAAACGAGAAAUCUCUCACGAAAUUCGGCACCAACCGCAAGGGAGCCGGAAUCACCGAGACUACAGAUGGGCUGCUGCUCGAGGAGCAGAGCAAGGCUGAUGAACUCAGAGGUGUCGAAGGCCGUAUGGGAGCUCUGAUGGGCGAUGGACAUGCCCAGCCUGCCAACACCAAUGGAACCGCGGCGGCAUCAGCGGCUACAGCCCCAUCAAGUGGUACAACGCCUGCCAGAGUUCCAUCUCCUGCACCGGACUCAACAAAUCCCCAGCCCAAUGGAACAUCCACGCCAGCAACCGAGGCACCUAAACCAGAUCCAUACAUGGCUAAAUUGGAGAGACUGAAGUCGCGUCCUACGUACACCAAAGAUGGUAGAAAGCGCAUCGCACCAUUGCUUGUUUCCGGUGCUGGAGCCGGCGAGUCCUCCUUACCUCAGACCCGGCUCAUGGCGUCUGUGAGUAACCAAGCCGUGGGGGAUGCCCUCACGUCUAUGGUUGACCUUUCUAAGCCAUUUGACGGCCUACCGAAAGGGGGAUUGACUGCGUUGCUGUUUGGGAACAAGCGUACCCUGGCACAGAUGGAGGGCGAAGAAGAGGGGCAGGUCGAGAAGCGUAUUGCUGCUGCCAGCCAAAAUGGAGCCACUCCGAUCUUGACCAACACCCUUGAUGGCCUUCUACCGGCCAUCGUGCAGCCUCCCACCCGUGGUCAACAGCCAACCCCCGAGUUCAUUCGUCCUGCGGUCACCAAUCCGUGCAUGUCGAUCAGCCAGACAAGAUUGGCGGUGCCCAAGAUUCGAAGUUUCAUCUUACGUGCUCUUGACCCUAACGGAAAGCCGACUGAGCCUCCUGCUCAGGCGGGGGAAUCUAAUGUGAAAGAAAAAGGCCGUAUUGACGUGGUCUUUGAGGCGAGAAACCCCUCUGCCGCCAGUCUUACGGGACGGGCUGGCGAUCGUGAGCCAGUGCGUCUUACUCUGUUCCGCGGUGAGCAGCCCCUGUGGCAGGACUUCUUGCCCAAGUGCGUGCUUCUAGUUUGCGGAAACCAGAAUCUAUGGGCGGUGGCAUGUGAAGACGGAUCAGUCUAUCUUUGGACACCUGCCGGUCGUCGCUUGGUCAGCGCCUUAGUUUUGGAGGCGCAGCCGGUGAUCCUAGAGUGCAAUGGCCCUUGGGUUCUUUGCAUCACUUCAGUGGGAAUGUGCUACGUUUGGAACGUGAAGCAUCUUUCUUCCCCUCAUCCACCUAUUUCUCUGCAGCCUGUUCUGGACGCUGCGAUCCAUACUCUCGCGGGCAACCCUACCUCAACACCCGCUGUCACGGAUGCUCGUAUCAAUUCAGAAGGCAGAAUCGUCGUGUCGCUGACCAAUGGAGAGGGAUAUUCUUACAAUCCAGCUAUGUACACGUGGCAACGUGUCUCCGAAGCGUGGUGGGCCGUCGGCAGUCAAUACUGGAAUUCUACCGAUGCUCCUGUGGGUAAUCUUCAGGCCCGGGAAGGCAGCCAGGAGACCAAGGAAUCCAAAGCUGCCGUCUCAGCUGGUAUCAUUCCAUUUUUGGAGCGCAACACCACGAACGAAGCCCUCCUCCGCGGACGAGCAUAUUUCCUCCAGCGACUUAUCAAGGUCUUGCUGUCGCGGGAGGGCUAUGAGACGUUCGAGUCUAGCGUCUCAAUUGCCCACCUUGAAAACCGUAUGGCCGCAGCUCUAUCACUAGGGGCUAAAGAGGAGUUCCGCCUUUAUCUGAACAUGUAUGCUAAGCGCAUCGGCGCAGAAGGAUUGAAGGGCAAGGUCGAAGAGCUAUUGAAGGGUCUCAUUGGUGGACUCUAUGACGAUGAUGAUGACGCUGUGACUGUCUCCAAGCUCCAGGCCAACGAACAUGAGGACCGCAACUGGCGUGAAGGACAGGAGGAACUUUGUGGAUGGCCUCGUGAGACUCUACUCAAGGAAGUGAUUCUUGCACUCGGGAAAUAUCGUGAACUUCAACGGGUUACCGUCCCUUACGCCAAACUCCUGGACAUGGUAGACACAGUCUCCGAAGCAGGUGACGCGAUGGAUCUUUGA